This is a messenger RNA of Coccidioides posadasii C735 delta SOWgp, 2014 nucleotides long. RefSeq lists its product as uncharacterized. The record is from RefSeq and is a predicted model, not a curated record. NCBI's taxonomy places the organism in Eukaryota, Fungi, Ascomycota, Eurotiomycetes, Onygenales, Onygenaceae. Gene Ontology annotation, molecular function: protein-lysine N-methyltransferase activity. Gene Ontology annotation, biological process: peptidyl-lysine monomethylation.
AUGUCUGUUGCGAACCUGGAGAAGAUUAUCAAAGGCGUCCCGUCACACGGCUUUCUAUGCUCGCCGGAAUUCCUUCCUGCGGUGAAGGAGAAGGGUGCAUUGGCCUUUUUACUAAUGGAUCAAUAUCUUUUGGGGGAUGAAUCGUUUUGGGCUCCGUAUAUCAGAAGUCUUCCGGAAGAUAGCCAACUCACGAGACUUGAAUAUUACAGUGACGAGGAUCUAGAAUGGCUAGAAGGAACUAAUUUGCUAAAGCUACGCGAAAAUAUGCUUAUAAAGCUGAAGACGACGUACGAGGUUGGGUUGCAGAUGCUCAAGGAAUCUCCGAAUAAAAACACAAAAAACUACACUUGGGAGCGAUUUCUUUGGGCGUCCUCGAUAAUUAUAUCUCGCGCGUUCUCGUCCGAGGUCCUAAAAGAUUAUGUCAAAAAUUCCAAAUCAAUUAAUGUAACUGGAGGUGAAUUUUCAGUUUUGGUACCGUUACUCGACAUGACCAACCACCAGCCCCUGGCACAGGUGGAAUGGAGGACUUCACAGGGCGUGGUUGGCCUCAUCGUGCACAAAACUCUCCUCCCAGGUCAAGAAGUCCCUAACAACUACGGACCUCGGAACAAUGAACGCUUGAUGCUCAACUACGGAUUUUGCAUCCCUGGUAAUAUAUGUGAUUACCGGGAACUUUCCCUAAAGCCUCCAGCUGGCAGCCCAAUACUUGUAGCCAAGAAAGAGCAGUAUAAACGCUUUGCUACGCCAGGAUCCAUUCCAAAUGAGGAUAAAUAUUACGUCUAUAAUAUAUUUUACCCCUUGCCUUCUCAGUGUCGAACGUUGGAGACCUCCGUCUUUUCUUUGGGCUUAUUAGAUGCGGUGGCGGUGAUGUCAGCCAAUCGUCGAGAAUUAGCUGACCUGCAGAUCGAAGAGAACAGAAUAUAUAUUCCAUUCGAGAAAUACGGCGGCUCCCGAUGCCUUCUUUACGGACUUGGCCAAUUGAUUAAGAUAUUGAUGCAAAAUGUUUUGAUGAUAAAAACCAGCGCGUGUUUCAAAAGGGAGCCGAAAAAUUCAAAGCAGCACAAUGCGACUUUCUAUAGGGAAGGUCAAAUGUACAUAUCGGAGUGUGCCAUCGCGAUUGCCGAAUGGACGCUGCAACGAGCAAAGAGUGUGGAGAUAUUAUGCUCUGAUUAUUCUAGCUGGUUCGAUAUCCUCAUGAAGGCUCUUCCCGAGCGGCGAUUUAACCAAAGAGUCUUGAACAAAAUUCAGUCGCUAAUCACGGACCAUCCCUCGAGCUUGAAACACGGUGGGGAGUUGUUCUAUGGAGAUGCUGUUUCCCAGACCCUUGCCCGAACUGCGAAAGAGCCCUUCAAAGCCUGUGUUAGAGGUAUUCUCGAAGCUAUGGGUGACCCGAAGGGAGACAUUCCGACCCCAUUCGAGACGAAGCUUGUUUAUACGAUAUUCAUAUGUUUUUGUGCUGCAGCUUACCGAAACAUCGAUCAAAACGCAAAUUCAUCGGACGAUGAGGACCGCGGUAUUCUUCCGGCUCGUCUCCGACAGUGGGUUGCGUUCUUGAUUGAGCAUUAUCCAGAACCACCGCAAGAUGUACGUUGGGUUCUCGAGGACGAUGAUGCAGAGAAAUCGUUAGACUCUAUAGAGAAGAUAUUCAAGAAGACACGACGCCUGAAGUAUGGGCUGUUUCCUUUGGAAUACCUGAUCAACAGCUGGAAGGUUGUUGACCGGAUGUAUUGGUUAUCAGGCAAUUGGAUGCGGUGGGCUUGGCUCAUUACCAGGGACGAGACUGUGGAUCUAGCAAGAAGCCCACUGUCCUUUUUGAUGGGUGUGGAAUCCGUGCCGAGAACAUUAGAUCAGGCGCCCGUCGAUAGCUACCUUUACAUUCCACAUGAUCCGAGGAGCGUUGAGGCCAAGUAAAGGCGGAUAUCGCAUCUAUAGAGGGGAAAGAGGUCGAUAUGGCAGCUGCAUGUAUUUAUACUCACUGCAUUGAGACACGAGCCGUAAUGCAUCAUUUUAUUUU